GAAACACGUGAUAGGGGAACGGAGCGAUAGAGGGGGAGAGAGAGAGAGAGAGAGAGAGAGAGAGAGAGAGAGAGAGAGAGAGAGAGAGAGAGAGAGAGAGAGAGAGAGAGAGAGAGAGAGAGAGAGAGAGAGAGAGAGAGAGAGAAGGGGUAAGGCAGAGAGGGAGAAACCAAGCCGUCUGCUGGUCUUAUUCCCCGGCGUGGAUGCACGGAGACAGAGCGGGGAAGAGAGCAGACAUUUCUUUUUACCGAGCAUCGUAUACCGAGUUGCUGAUUUAAAGCUCUGGUCCUCAUCUCUGACCAGAGUGGACAACCACACUCUAAAGUCUAGAGCAACAUGACCCAGGAGGGGCAGGCUUUGCCGUCUCCCACCCCAACAGAGAACCCAGCAGAGCCCAUUAACACCACCAGCGACCUGCCCACAGAGGCUCAGGACCAGGCAGAGCAAGACAAGCCUGGUUGUGAAGACAUAAACGAAGGAAAACAAGAAGAAGACAUCUGCAAGGAAGAAGAGGAAACACAGGGGGAGGCACACUAUAAUGUUGAAGGGAGGGAAGAAACAAAAGCAGAGGGAGGAGAGGGUGUUCACCAUCGCCAGGCGGAUGAGGAGGAGGAGGAGGAGAGGGAUGCGGCAAACGGGAAUGGAUGCGGAAAGGAUGAGGUGAGCUCAACAGGGGAGGAGGAAACACAUGCUGCAGAUGAGAUGAAAGAAGAAGAGGAGGGGAAAGAGAAUGAAGAGAUGCAACCACAAACAGAGGAGGAAGCAACUCGGCCCAGACAAGCUGGACGAUUAACCAAUGGCAUAAAUGGGGAUCAAGAAGAUGACGACGGUGGUGAAGAGAACCAUGAAGAAGGCGAGGGCGGGGCACACUUAGACACUUUUAGCUCUGACUUUGAAACCACUGUGGAACAGGCUGACACUGAAGUGGAGGAGGAGGCGGAGGAGGAGGAGGAGGAGGAGGAGGAGGAUGUGCCAAAAGAAGGUGAUGGGAGAGGAAACCAGGACAGUUUCAGCUCAACGUUUGAGCACAUUGUUGAGCAGGUGCAAGAGGAGGAAAAAGACGAGGAGGAGUUGAAAGAAGGUAGAAGCAAAGGUCAGGUGGACAACAAAGAUGGCUUCAGCUCCACCUUUGAGCGUAUCAUAGAGUCUGCCCUGCUAAGGGGCGGGACCUGUUACAGCAGCCUGGACUCUCUGGAUGUGCUGUCGCUUACAGAUGAGACUGACAGCUGUGUGAGCUUUGAAGCACCACUGACACCACUCAUCCAACAGAGGGCUCUCUUACAGGGCCCAGAGCCUCUGGAGCUGGAGCUAGAAACUGUUCAGGAGCAGGAAGGGGCUGAGGCUGGACCAGAUGCCCCAGCUAGUGAUCUCAAGGCGAGCUGUGUGGAUGGAGUAGGAGGAAGCCCUCUCAGAACCACCAUACCAGGGAGCCGCUCAGAGUUUGUUUUGAGUCAGCCAGGACGCUGGGCCAUCCCCAAUGGAUACCACACUGACUCCCAGGGAGCCAUGCACAAUUCUGACAGCGAUGCCAACCUCACAGACGUGCUGUCUGACUCAGACGAGUGCGAUUUGGGCAGUCUGGAGCAUUUGGAGCGCGGUAGUACCGACACUUUGGCCAAUGGCUGCCGAGCUGACUACGAAGGUGCCAAAAGGCUCGCCAAGCGCCUUUAUCACCUUGAGGGCUUCAAGCGCUGUGAUGUGGCCAGACACCUGGGCAAGAAUAAUGACUUCAGUCAGUUGGUGGCGUCAGAGUACCUGAGCUUCUUUGACUUCUCCGGCUUAUCUCUGGAUCGGGCCCUAAGGAACUUUUUAAAAGCCUUUCCGCUGAUGGGGGAGACGCAGGAAAGAGAGCGAGUCCUGGUGCAUUUCUCCAAACGCUUCUGCCACUGCAAUCAACAAACAAUCACAUCUGAAGAUGGAGCCCACACACUAACCUGUGCCCUCAUGCUGCUCAACACAGAUCUACAUGGACACAACAUUGGGAAGAAAAUGUCCUGCCAACAGUUUAUUGGUAAUCUAGAUGGCCUCAACAAUGGCAAAGACUUUCCCAAAGACUUACUGAAGGUCUUAUACAACUCCAUCAAGAACGAGAAGCUUGAGUGGGCUGUUGAAGAAGAAGAGCUAAGGAAAAGCCUGUCAGAGCUUGUGGAGGAACAGUGUGAGGGCGGGAGUAAACGUGUUGCCAGGGUAACGGACAGCAAUAACCCUUUCAUCGCCAUCCCCAUCCUCCUCAAUGCCGUAACCUACAAACACGGAGUGCUAACUCGGAAAAGCCACGCUGAUAUGGAUGGCAAAAGGACCCCAAGGGGUCGCCGUGGUUGGAAGAAGUUUUAUGCCGUUCUCAAGGGGAUGAUCUUAUAUCUCCAGAAGGAUGAAUAUAAGCCGGAUGCUGACAUUUCAGAGGUGGAUCUGAAGAACGCUGUGCGGAUCAACCACGCUUUAGCCACCCGUGCCACCGACUACAGCAAGCGAGCCAACGUACUCAAGCUCAAAACCUCUGACUGGAGAGUUUUUCUGCUGCAAGCGCCGGACGAGGAGGAGAUGAUGUCGUGGAUCUUCCGGAUAAAUCUGGUGGCAGCACUCUUCUCCGCUCCAGCCUUCCCUGCUGCUAUUGGCUCCAUGAAGAAAUUUUGUCGUCCCAUUUUGCCAUCUUCAUCUACGAGACUAAAUCAGCAGGAGCAGCUGCUGAGUCACGAGAACAAGCUAAAGCAGAUGAGCCUGGAGCUGGAAGAGCACCGGAAAAACCCGCCCUCAGCUGACCCCAAAAACCGCGAGUGGGAGGAGUAUCGGCUCAAAGAGCACUACCUCACAUACGAGAAGACUCGCUAUGAGACGUACAUCAGCCUCCUUCAGGCCAAAAUCCGCACUGAGACAGACGAUCUAGAGAAGAUUGAGGCCAGCGUGGUGGGUGGCCUGUUGAUGGAGGGCACUCUGGCCGGCCACCUCCGCAAGACGCAGUCCUCGCCGUCCAUCAGUCAUGAGGCUCACAGCGGCUUAAAUGGGAGGGGCGCCGGAUGCACUGCCCCGGGACAGAUGAGCUGAGGGGACGGGGAGGAGGGGGUCACAUGGACCACACCCUUCCAAGCAACAUCCCUUGAAGCCAAAACCAGUGUCAUGGUUUUCGGUCUGUCCUUUAAUGGUUCGAAUCAGAAUCCUUCCUAGAAUUUAUCCCCCUGGUGAUAAGUUUCCGAAAGCAAUAGAUGAUGAAGACCUGCCAUGACUGCCCCCCCCUCACUACUAUUGCACAUUUUAAAAUGAUCGGAACUGUGAUCACUAUUUAUAACGUCAUCAGUAUUAUUUUCUCGGACGCUGUUGUCUUUAGCUGUGUUUACUUUGGGCGAGAGAAAAGUAUAUAUAUGUGUUAGUCAGACAAAUGUGUGCGAUGGAGGAAAUGGUACUACUGUAGCAUUUUGUUUACACACUCACCUUUGGACCUAUCAUUGUGGUGCAGUGCGAUUAGCAGCCAUCUUUGUUACAGAAACUCACAAAGAACCUCUCAGAAGGGACCGUGCCAUGUAGAGCAUAUUUAUUUAUUUAUUUAAUUCCUUACAAAUAACCUGUAUUGGCUCUCGCUGUUUUUACAACCAUCUCUUUGCACACACAUACACACACACACACAUACACACACACACACAUACACACAGAGGAACAGUUCUCUGGAGGAACUCGGGGUUGAGUGCCUUACUUACGGCACCUUGAGACCAGCUAGUGAGCAAAAAAAGAACUUGAAUCGAAACGGUCCUGGAUCAGAGCUCAUCUCUGUCAUUUGUAAGCUACCGUUACCCCAAACACGGACGGACACGUGUUGAAAUAGUCCGUUUGUUUCCACCGUCUCAAAGACAAAAUCAUCAAGCACUGUGCCGUGUUCGGCUGGAACUACCGCCAUGCUCUUUUUGAAGGGUUGGAUUUCAUUACGGAGGAAGCAUAUCAAUACCAUUUUUUUUUAAAUUAUAUAUUCUUUUUUACACCCCCACAAUUGAUUUAAAAUAAAACAAUCAAGAUGUGAUUCAAGUGCAGAUUCAAAGUUGUAAUUGAAGAGGUCUUACGGCAAUUUGACUCCUUGACUUUUAGGGCUCAAAAGUAUUUGGACAAUUGAAGUAAUUGUCAUAUUUUUGCCUGCCUGAAGUCUGACUAGGCUCCAUGACCAUAUUAGGAGGUUCCUCCUUGGAGAUGCCUUGCUAGUCCUUGACUGCAGUUUCCACUGCACCACGAUGGACGCAGUUGUAUCUCGUAUGUGACCAUGAUCAGAGCCUAUAGACCAGGGGUUUAAAACUUGUGGCUCAUGUUUUGUGGCCCUCUUCUUGACUUCUUAGCAGCUAAUAGGUAAACUUAUUUUGGCAAUCUCACACUAACUACAAUACCACACAUUGGGCAACACAAAGAGCAAAGCGGAAGUUUCUCUGACUAUCUCCCGGGGAACUCAUCAGUGUCAAAAUAUACAAUUUUUACAGUCAAUUUUACAUUUAUAUUGAAUUACAGCCUACCAUAGCUAAGGGGUACUAUAGCUACUGUUAGAAGUAGUUAAGUGCAGUUUAGUUAAAUUUAGUCACAUGGUUAAAACGUGAUUCUGAAGUUAUUACAUAGUGCGGCCUAGCCUCACACAUACUCUCCCAGCUAAAUGGAGUUUGAUGUACAGUAGAUCUUUACAUCAUCAACAAACAUUAGUGACAGCAUUGCAUUAGAAGCCAUGCAUGCUGGUACCAAACCUCCAACAUGCUUUGGAUCAUCAGCUCUUUCUUUUCAUUUCCACACUUUUCUAGUCCCAUAAUUACUGAUGAAAGUGAUCAAUACUAGCAAGUAAGACCUGAUGUUUUGGGAGGAUGUUUCAGGGUUCACUGUGAUAUUUGCUGAGCCAACUAAUGCCGAGGAUGCUUGUAACUCAAAGUUUUUGCUUGCACCUAAAGCAAAACAAUUACCGUAUUUUUCGGACUAUAAGUCGCUCCGGAGUAUAAGUCGCACCGGCCGAAAAUGCAUAAUAAAGAAGGAAAAAAACAUAUAUUAGUCGCACUGGAGUAUAAGUCGCAUUUUUGGGGUAAAUUUAUUUGAUAAAACCCAACACCAAGAAUAGACAUUUGAAAAGCAAUUUAAAAUAAAUAAAGAAUAGUGAACAACAGGCUGAAUAAGUGUAUGUUAUAUGACGCAUAAAUAACCAACUGAGAAUGUGCCUGGUAUGUUAACGUAACAUAUUAUGGUAAGAGUCAUUCAAAUAACUAUAACAUAUAGAACAUGCUAUACGUUUACCAAAGAAUCUGUCACUCCUAAUCGCUAAAUCCGAUGGAAUCUUAUACGUCUAGUCUCUUACGUGAAUGAGCUAAAUAAUAUUAUUUGAUAUUUUACGGUAAUGUGUUAAUAAUUUCACACAUAAGUCGCUCCUGAGUAUAAGUCGCACCCCCGGCCAAACUAUAAAAAAAACUGCGACUUAUAGUCUGAAAAAUACGGUAGCCAAUAGACUUAUCUUAAAAGACUCUUAAGUUGAGGUACUUGCAUGUUAACAAUAGUUUGCAACAUUCAAAUAACUUCUUCAAUAAAAUUUUAAAUACUAAUGAUUGUCACACACACACUAGGUGUGGUGAAACUUGUCCUCUGCAUUUGACCCAUCCCCUUGUUCACCCCCUGGGAGGUGAGGGGAGCAGUGAGCAGCAGCGGGAAUCAGCCAGAAUAUUAUUUUAUUUUUAUGAUGCCAGGAAGUGUUUUUUUUUAGUUACUAAAGAAAGUAAUAUCCACUACCAAAUACCUUUUUGUGAAACCUCUUAAAUUAAAGCCGAAAGUCGACUUUUUGUUCACCUCAGUGUUAAUGGUACACAGAGUCAAACCAGGAAGAGCAUCGGGUGUAAAAACUAAGAUGAAAACAAUUAUGCGAUAUAUAAAUACAUUUAGAAAACUGUUUAGGAUUUACAAAGUAUUUCUCAGCUGACUUUGUUCACCAAACUAUCACAGGGCCCGGCUUGAUGGACCCAUUGUGGUGCAUCGAGCCUACAUCCCUAAAACCGCAUAUGUGCGUCGGCAUGCUAUCUUCUUGUGACAUGUUGAUCCUGUAGGUUGCAAAGAAGACGUCGAUGUAGCAGAACAUGCUGUUUAUGAGGUACAAACAAUGCAGACAUCAUUUAAACUUCAACACAAAUGCAGCACCCAUCCUCUCCACAAGAAUAUUCCGCCACAUCUCUGAUGGCGUCUUUGGGCAAGCGUACAGCAGCAGGACUCGCUGCACCAACACAAAUAAAACUGGGAUGCAGCAGAAAAACAACAUUCUCCAUGUGGGUCAGCGUGAGCGUUACGAAAGACGUUCUCGGAAGACAAUGGUUUGCUUUUCUCAGUAAGGCCCGGAAGGCAAACAUUUAGCGGAUAUUUAACAAAGUAUCGCUUUAAGGCUUGUUUUCUGGGAGCUCGCAUAACGUCAGGACAUUGGAGUUCGGGUACCGUUGUUUAUCAGCACCUUAUUGAUCCCACCUAAAUCCACACCUUUUUGCUGGUUCUUCGUCUUUUGCGACACAACUGUAGAGCUUUGGGGGGAAAAUCCUGUUUAAAAUCAUUUGGAAAUCCUAAAAGGACAAAAGUUGUAUCAUAUCAGGAUUAAUAACUUCUUUUUUUUUUCCAGACUUCCCCUUGUAGUCCCUUUGGCUGUUGUUGUACUGACCAAUGUUCCCAAUAUUCUAGGGUAGGCCUGUGCUGUAAAAUAGGACUGUGACAAAAAUAUUUGUUAUGUUUUAUUGGGGGGGGGGGAGACAACUUCUGCACUUUGAUGUCAGCAUUACACCUGUUAUUUUGUUUGUAUAUUUGAAUCGUCUUUUUUUUUUUUUUUUUUUGGUUCAUACAGUGUAAAGGACAUAUUUACUGAAUAUUUAGUCUGUGCUUCAUGAAAUAAUAAGCUUUUAUAGAGAGAAUUGUAGUUGUGAUUUAUUAACAUGUUGGAAACAGCACCUAAACCAUGUGCAGUGCCAAUGACAUCACUGAUGCACAUAUUUCUUUGUACUCUAU
Messenger RNA from Entelurus aequoreus (snake pipefish), 6975 nucleotides. RefSeq names its product pleckstrin and Sec7 domain containing 2 (gene psd2). The transcript is spliced from 15 exons. Bases 337 to 3042 code for a protein of 901 amino acids. Gene Ontology annotation, molecular function: protein binding; guanyl-nucleotide exchange factor activity; phospholipid binding. NCBI's taxonomy places the organism in Eukaryota, Metazoa, Chordata, Actinopteri, Syngnathiformes, Syngnathidae. The record is from RefSeq and is a predicted model, not a curated record. Gene Ontology annotation, biological process: regulation of ARF protein signal transduction.